CUCGAUUCUUGUGGAUAGUUGGCCGCCUAGCGGCUCUUCCCAAGAUGGUUCGCGGACCAAAGAAGCACUUGAAGCGGCUCAAUGCUCCCUCCCACUGGAUGCUGGACAAGUUGGGCGGAAUCUUUGCGCCCAAGCCCUCCCCAGGUCCUCACAAGCAGCGCGAGUGCUUGCCCCUCACACUGAUGCUGAGGAACCGCCUCAAAUAUGCCUUGACUGGCAAGGAGGUGGUGUCAAUCCUCAUGCAGCGGCUAGUGAGGGUGGAUGGCAAGGUGCGCACAGACGCGACCUACCCAGCAGGCUUCAUGGACGUCAUCGACAUUGAGAAGACAGACGAGCACUUCCGGCUCAUAUACGACUCCAAGGGCCGCUUCGUCACCCACCGCAUCACCAAGGAGGAGGCAGGGUACAAGCUGCUGAAGGUGACGAGGCAGCAGGUGGGCAAGGGGGGCGUUCCCUACAUCGCCACCCACGACGGCCGCACCAUCCGCUACCCCGACCCCGACAUCAAGGUGAAUGACACGGUGAUGUUUGACAUCGAGACGGGCAAGAUCAAGGACUUCAUCAAGUUUGACGUGGGCCAGCUGGUGAUGGUGACUGGCGGGCGCAACGUGGGCCGUGUCGGCACCAUUGUCAACAGGCAAAAGCACAAGGGCUCCUUCGACAUCAUCGUCGUCAAGGACUCUGUCGGCCACCAGUUCGCCACGCGGUUGUCAAACGUGUUCAUCAUUGGCAAGGACGAAAAGCCGCUGAUCAGUCUGCCCAAGGGCAAGGGUGUGCGCCUGGACAUCCUGCAGGAGCAGGCCAAGAGGGACGCUGCCAAGGCCUAAGCUGGCCUUUUUUGGUAGCCCAGCAAGGGGUUGAUUCAGUGUGCUUUCUACAUAGUCGUUACAGUGUUGGUUACAGUGUUGGGCAGAUGCAUCAACAGCGUCUGUCGAUAAGAUGCAUCGCAUGGUGUGUCAUGCCAAUCAAUGUCAGCCUCACUGCACUUGGCAGGAGCUUGUAACAUUAUUGCGACUUC
This is a messenger RNA of Coccomyxa subellipsoidea C-169, 1018 nucleotides long. Its product is annotated as ribosomal protein S4 component of cytosolic 80S ribosome and 40S small subunit. Lineage: Eukaryota; Viridiplantae; Chlorophyta; Trebouxiophyceae; Coccomyxaceae. Gene Ontology annotation, biological process: translation. The record is from RefSeq and is a predicted model, not a curated record. Gene Ontology annotation, molecular function: RNA binding; structural constituent of ribosome. The transcript is spliced from 6 exons. Bases 45 to 827 code for a protein of 260 amino acids. Gene Ontology annotation, cellular component: ribosome; cytosolic small ribosomal subunit.